UGGGCCGCUAUCACACUCCAGUAAGCUGUUGAAACGAGAUCACUUUAUUUCUUGCUUUGUUCAUAUCAAUAUCAUCAAUUCAUCACACUCUUCAUAUUCUCCAGACCAAAUUAUACAUACAGAUACAUACAACACAUUGCACAUAUCUGUGGCGACAUCCACAAUCGGUCGUAUUUCUCUUCCGUUUAAUUCGAUAUUCGCCGGCCGGAGACUCCAAAUGGCGGCUUCAAUUGCCGGAUCAGCCGUCGUCGCUUUCAAAUCCACCGGAAUUACUUCUCGUCUCUCCGGCGAACCGAAGCUACGUCGUUUUGGAACUUCUGUUCAGCUGCACAAUCAGCAAAGCUUUAGUACGGAAUGUAGAUUCACCAGCUCUUUUGCUUCGUCAGGUGUAAGAGCCCAGGUUGCAACAAUUGAGCAAGCAAGUGUUGAAGGUACAAAAACUGUGGAAGCUCCUGUUGUUGUCGUAACGGGAGCAUCUAGAGGUAUUGGCAAGGCUAUUGCUCUGGCUUUGGGGAAAGCUGGUUGUAAGGUUCUAGUUAAUUAUGCUAGGUCAUCAAAAGAGGCAGAAGAAGUUUGUAAAGAGAUAGAAGCUUCUGGUGGCCAAGCUCUUACUUUUGGGGGAGAUGUCUCGAAAGAAGCAGAUGUCGAGUCAAUGAUAAAAACUGCAGUUGAUGCAUGGGGAACUGUUGAUGUGCUAAUAAACAAUGCCGGUAUUACUAGGGAUGGAUUGUUGAUGAGAAUGAAGACUGUUCAAUGGCAGGAGGUGAUUGAUCUGAAUCUGACGGGUGUGUUCAUCUGCACACAGGCAGCAGCCAAAAUAAUGAUGAAGAAGAGGAAGGGGAGGAUCAUAAAUAUAGCAUCUGUUGUUGGUCUUGUUGGCAAUGCUGGACAAGCAAAUUACAGUGCUGCAAAAGCAGGGGUUAUUGGUUUCACUAAGGCUGUGGCAAAGGAAUAUUCAAGCAGAAACAUUAAUGUCAACGCAGUGGCUCCAGGAUUUAUUGCAUCUGAUAUGACUGCUAAGCUUGGGGAAGACAUUGAGAAAAAGAUAUUGGGAACCAUUCCCUUGGGAAGGUAUGGACAACCAGAAGAAGUGGCCGGAUUGGUUGAAUUCUUAGCUCUUAAUCCUGCUGCUGCUUACAUGACUGGACAGGUUCUCACCAUCGAUGGAGGAAUGGUGAUGUAAGAUCCUUUCCGACAAGGUCUCGCUACCUAAAUGCCAAACUAUACCUGGAUAAGUUAUAGCUGCUUGUUCGGUUGGCAGAUAUGAUUAAGAUUAAAAGGUGGAAGCAAAUGAGGCACAUUUGGCUGCAUACACCCUUUAAUAUUUCAAAACCGAAACAGAAAAAAUUAAGCAAAUUUUGUUAGAUCUUCAAUCAAUUCUUGCCUAAGCUGUUAACAUGUUAUUGUGCACCAUACAAGGGUUGUAAUAUGUAAAGUCUACAUCAAGCAGAUUACUUGCACAUCAUUAGAAAAGCUGUAUUUUGAUUCGUGUA
This is a messenger RNA of Daucus carota subsp. sativus, 1493 nucleotides long. RefSeq names its product 3-oxoacyl-[acyl-carrier-protein] reductase 4. Bases 218 to 1183 code for a protein of 321 amino acids. Gene Ontology annotation, molecular function: NAD binding; 3-oxoacyl-[acyl-carrier-protein] reductase (NADPH) activity. NCBI's taxonomy places the organism in Eukaryota, Viridiplantae, Streptophyta, Magnoliopsida, Apiales, Apiaceae. The transcript has 11 exons. Gene Ontology annotation, biological process: fatty acid biosynthetic process. The record is from RefSeq and is a predicted model, not a curated record.